UAUCAUGUCGAUUCUUCAAUUUCUUUGCUUCUUCCUUUUCGUUUUCUCCCUUCCCACACUUGCAUUGCGGCCCUCCAGGCUUCCUGCUCCGAAAGGCUCUGCGGCACCCAAGCACUACGAGGACAUCCAUCCUCUGAGGUUUGUUCAUAUCUUCGGCAAACAUACGCACUGGCACUGAUCUGCCGAGACGUUCGUCGACAAGACUUGUGA
Molecule: messenger RNA, 210 nt
Organism: Guillardia theta CCMP2712
Lineage: Eukaryota; Cryptophyceae; Pyrenomonadales; Geminigeraceae
Exons: 1
Source: RefSeq, a predicted model, not a curated record